Rhea pennata is the source of this 2833-nucleotide messenger RNA. RefSeq names its product family with sequence similarity 98 member A (gene TSLIG3A). Bases 86 to 1726 code for a protein of 546 amino acids. The transcript has 9 exons. Gene Ontology annotation, cellular component: tRNA-splicing ligase complex. NCBI's taxonomy places the organism in Eukaryota, Metazoa, Chordata, Aves, Rheiformes, Rheidae. The record is from RefSeq and is a predicted model, not a curated record.
GCUCCCUCCCCCACCCUGACAUGCCAACCGGGCAGUCGGCGGCGUAGCAGCGCGCGGGCAGCGUCCCCCCGGUCCCCGCGGCAGGAUGGAGUUCGAGCUGCUGGAGAGCGACGUGCUGGAGUCGCUGGAGGACCUGGGUUACAAAGGUCCACUGUUAGAUGAUGGAGCACUGGCUCAGGCAGUCUCUCGUGGAGCCAGUUCCCCUGAAUUCACCAAACUCUGUGCUUGGUUGGUAUCUGAGUUACGGCUAUUCUGUAAACUAGAGGAAAACGUGCAGGCAACUAACAGUCCAAAUGAAGCAGAAGAGUUUCAGCUUGAAGUGAGUGGGUUACUGGCUGAAAUGAACUGUCCAUAUACAUCACUAACAUCAGGAGAUGUGACAAAACGCCUUCAUAGUCAAAAGAACUGUCUCUUGCUGCUCACAUACCUCAUCUCAGAACUGGAAGCUGCCAGAAUGCUGUGUGUGAAUGCCCCUCCUAAAAAAGCACAGGAAGGAGGUGGCAGUGAAGUCUUUCAGGAGCUAAAAGGCAUAUGUAUUGCUUUAGGCAUGUCCAAGCCUCCAGCCAACAUAACGAUGUUCCAGUUCUUCAGUGGAAUUGAAAAAAAACUGAAGGAAACCCUAGCAAAGGUUCCACCUAAUCAUGUUGGAAAACCUUUAUUGAAGAAACAACUGGGACCAGCUCACUGGGAAAAAAUUGAAGCAAUUAAUCAAGCCAUAGUCAAUGAAUAUGAAGUCCGAAGAAAACUAUUAGUCAAACGUUUGGAUGUAACUGUGCAGUCCUUUGGCUGGUCGGACAGAGCUAAGAGUCAGACAGAGAAACUGGCUAAAGUCUACCAGCCAAAACGUGCCCUUUUAUCUACUAAGUGCACUAUUUCCAUUGCAAAUCUCUUGGCAGCUCGGCAAGAUCUGUCAAAGAUCAUGAGAACAAGCAGUGGGUCCAUCCGAGAGAAGACUGCCUGUGCCAUUAAUAAGGUGCUAAUGGGCAGAGUGCCUGACAGAGGAGGAAGGCCUAAUGAAAUUGAACCGCCACCUCCUGAGAUGCCACCUUGGCAGAAAAGACCAGAGGCUGGUCCACAACAAAGUGGCAGCAGAGGAGGAAGAGGUGGCUAUGACUCAUCGUAUGGAGGGCGAGGAGGUUAUGACCAUGGAGGUCAUGACAGAGGAGGGAGAGGAGGUUAUGACUCGUCAUAUGGAGGGCGAGGAGGUCAUGAACAAGGAAGCCAUGAUCGAGGGGGGCGAGGAGGACGUGGUGGUUAUGACCAUGGCAGCAGAGGAGGAGGAAGAGGAAACAAGCUCCAAGGAGGCUGGACAGAUGGUGGAGGCGGUAGCUACCAGGAUGGCAGCUACAGAGAGAGCAACUACAGAGAUGCAGGUUUUCAAACGGGUGGCUACCAUGGCGGUGGUGGUGGUGGUGGCUACCAAGGAGGAGGCUAUGGUGGCUACCAAUCUUCUUCGUACACGGGAAGUGGCUACCAAGGGGGUGGUGGCUACCAGCAGGACAACAGAUACCAAGAUGGUGGGUCCCACAGUGACCGAGGGGGUGGACGUGGAGGAGGGAGAGGUGGCCGUGGUGGUCGUGGUGGCCGUGGAGGUCAAGGAGGGGGGUGGGGAGGCAGAGGUGGACAGAAUUUUAAUCAGGGGGGACAGUUUGAGCAGCACUUCCAGCAUGGAGGUUAUCAGUAUAAUCAAUCUGGCUUUGGACAAGGAAGACACUUUACAAGCUGAGGCUACUAAAAAUGUUUGCUUCAGCAGAGCUCAGAUAAUACAAACCUGCUUUCAGAGGCCUGGCUUAAUGCUUCUUGAAAUAGUGCAGGUUUGUAAGUGGCAGGCAGGAUCUGUUUGGAUGGGAUGUUUUGCUUUGAGUAAACUGCGGGUUUCUGUAGGCCUCUUCUUUUUAUCUUACUGAAUUAAAUGCAUCAUCAUUCUCCACUGCACUUCACCUAAACAUAAACUAAUUGCCAUGCUUUUUAGAUGUUGGACUCAUUUUUCUCUGCUUAGAACACUUCUGUUCUGAAACUACCAGCUGUGUUUGCCUUCCACUUUGGUUAGGUAAAUAACAAGAUCUGUCUGGUCAAAUUUAUAUAUUGUAAUACACAAUGGAAUUUCUACUUUCUUCCCCCUAAACAUUAUUUGGUUAUAUCCUAAAACCAGUUCUGAAUAUUGCUUUUGACUUGCUGGCCUGUCUUUCUAGUCAAGAAAAUGUUACAUGCACGCGCACGCAAUGAAUUCCCUUUAACAAACAGGUUUGUCUAUUAUAUGAGCUCUACUGUAGAUGCCAUGUUUGGUAGCCUUACUGCCACUAAAAUUUUACCACCUGCUCAACUCUGGAGACUGACCGCCGCCAAAACCUGCAAAGAUCACUUAAAACUAAGCUAAAUUGUGAACUGAUAGUGUAUGUAGGCCUGUAGUUAGGUGUAGCAAUUCAAACUGACCUGCAUCCAUCCAAAACAAGUUGUUCCUCCUCCAAACCUGAUUUUUACUUGAAAUCAGCUAGAAGAAAUGACAAACUGAAAUUUAUUUUAUUUGCAAGUUAAUACCACUGGCUCAGCAGAUCUAGGGCAAUUUGUUUUGGAGGUUGUCUUUUUUAAAGAAAUGCACUACGGCCUGGGAAGAUUAGUUCCUGCCUGGAGGAAGCCCUUUUAUUAUUGCUGCAGAAAACAAAGCCUGGCUGAGUUUGAUGUUCUGAUGUGUUUUUUUUUUUUUCUUUACUGAAAGCCACGUAAUGCUUCUUGCUGGGUUUUUUGUGUACAUAAACAUUGUCAAGCUGUGAAAGAAAAUGGCUGAAGGUGUGCUGUUGUAUAAAAGGUGAGCAAUAAAAGUAUCUGUAUGUUG